This is a messenger RNA of Paramecium sonneborni, 1659 nucleotides long. The record is from the annotation of a GenBank genome assembly. Lineage: Eukaryota; Ciliophora; Oligohymenophorea; Peniculida; Parameciidae.
AUGUAUUUUAAUAAUUAAAGUGGACUUUAGUGCUUAAAUUAGUUUAUAAGUCUGCUCUCUUAAAUAAAAAAUUAGCAACAAAUUCAAUAAAAAUAAGAAAAUCGACUUAACAUCUAGUAAGAAGGUCUCUUUGAAUCUGAUGAUUAUCAUGCAAAUUUAAAAGAUUAAUAAGAGAUUUGUCAUAGCUCUGAAAUAAAUUAAUAUAUAGAUUUGAUUGGAUAAAGUGGUGAGAUAAUUAAAUUGAUAGAAGAGUUGAAUUAUAAAGCAAACUAAUUAAAAAAUAAAUUUGCCUAAAGAUCCAAUGUUAAUUCUAAUGUUAAUUCCAAUUAGGAAAGCAACAUUUCCAAAUAAGAGAACCUGAGCAUAAAUUCUAAAAUAAGUUCUUUAUCUUAAUAAUAAAACAAUAAAGAGGAAAAGAGUUUUUCAAUUAUCGUUGAAGAUUUGCAAUCUUAUAUUAUAAAUUAGUUGGAACAAAAAAAUCCUAAUUUAUUACAAGUAUUGAAUAAAAAGGAAGAAUAAUUUAAUUAUAAUAAUUAAUUUGUAAAUAGUUUAAAUGAAUUUUUAUAAGAGUGGAUGUAAAAAGUAUAAAAUAGAUUUGAAAUUGUAGAAAAGUAAAAAUUGAAGUUAGAAUUAAUUUCUCAAAAAAGAGAAGUAUAAAACAUAGAAAAUAGCGAUUAAAUAAAUGAAUAAAAGUAACUUGAUACUUACAAUUUUAAUCGUCCUACUUCUAAAGAAAUUGAAAUAAAAUAAGUAGAAAGAUGUUAAACGAUGUGUUUUAAUAAGAAUGAUUCUUUAAUAGCUACAUCAAUAGGAUAAUAAAUAUAAUUAUGGACUUUUUCAAAUGGUUAAAUGUUAAAGAUUGGUGAUCCUUUAAAUGGUCAUAAGGGUUCUGUUACUUAUAUUAUAUUUAGUAAAAGGAGUGAAAACGAUUUUAUUUCAGGAGCAGUAUCAGGAUAAAAUACAAUUAUAAUGUGGAUAUAUAGAAAAGAUAAAUGGAAUUAAAUAGAACCAAAUAAAUCAGAAAAAGGAAGUAUUACAUCUAUGAUAUUAAAUCAAUAUAAUGAUAAAUUAUUUACUUGCGAUUAGCAAGGCUUUAUCAAAAUGUGGCAUGUCAGUUUCUCUUAAGGGGUAUUUGAAUUGGGAUAUGAAUUUAAGUAAUAACUAAAUCCAAUAUGGGGAAUCAGUCUAAAUCAAUCAUAAACAUAUUUAAUCGCUUGUGGAGACAGUAAUAAAUUAAUAUUAUGGGAAAAGAAAUCAGAAUAAAAUUGGGUUAUUUCAUAAGAAAUUAAAAUAAGAUCUUAAGUAAAUAGAGUUAAAUUUACAAAUAAUCAUGAAUUUAUUUGUAGCACACAAUAGGAAGGCUAUCUAUAUGAAUACAAAUUAAAAAAGGGGAGGAACUAUUUUUAGGAAUCAAAUAAAAUAUAAUUAAAUUUUGAAGAAUAAGAUUAAUUUGGCUUUCCUCUCAAAUUUAUAUAAAAUAUAUACUUUGCUAAGCAUAAUAAAUACUUUUAUAUUCUAAGAUCUCAUUCUAAAAAAAUUGAAAUCUUGAAUACUUUAACUUUUUCAGAUAUGAAUCUUUUUGGCACUUUAUCAAAUGAUAAAAAGAAGCUUCUGAUUUGGAAUGAUGGAUCCUUUCGUUUAAAGUAAUUGAAAUAUUGA